GAUAUAUAGCAUUGUAGGUCAAUAUUUUGGUUGAUUUUCCUUUUCGUAUAAUGUACUGCAUAAUGUAUCUACUGCUAACUGCAAAUAAUUCUGUUAUCUCGACUUACUUAUUUGUAGGAAACAUGUUCGAAAGGGAAACGUCGGUUACCAAGAUUCAAAAUGAUGACAAGAAGAGGAACAUGUUGAAGUACCUUAAUAUUUUUUUGCUAACCGAAGUGAAGGAUAAGCUGGACUUUCUCCACAUAAAGACGUUCACACCUACGAACAUUGACAAGUUGGUAAAAAGCCUGCAGUGCGAUCUAGAUUUGCACAUUGAUGAGAAAAAAGACAAGACUUCGGCAAAUAGGAAGUUGCUAAUAUCUACAAUCUGUGAGCUGAUCACCGCCCUCAAAAAGAUAAAGGGAGGUAGGAGUGGUGAUGGACAGAGUGGAAGUCUGACAAAGUUAGACGAAGACAUCAAGAAAGUUUUUUGGAACUUCUUUACAGCUAAAGACGACAAGCAACCCGGAGAAGACAGUGUUGAUGGAGGAGAACAAUUGGCAACAACUGUUAACGAGGCUCCGAUCAGGGUCUCUAAUAUUUUCGAGAGAUGCGACAUAGGUGCUAUUCAGAGAGUGAUAAAGAAGAUGCCCCCGGUUCCCGUCACGAAACCUGGAUCAUUGACAGCCCCCGAGAGUGAACAGAGUGCUGUUCAGAGAAUAGCUUUGGCCAUCCGGAGCGAGCCCCGGGCCCCCGUCGCAAAACCCCCCGUUCAACCGGACACCACACCAGCAGCCGGGCCUGCGCCUCCAACCGGCAAGGUCCGAAAAGACCACAUAUCCAGACUUCAGAAAGAGUCCGAGAGUCGCCUGAAGAGACGACAUCUUCACCCCAAGGGCCUCCGAGAUACUUCGGCGACAAUGGUUGAGGAGGCUUUGAAGAUCAAUCCGGUGAUAGGAGCCGUGGCCGAACAGGCGAGACAGAUCCUCCAGGAGGAUAGAUGGGAUGUGUUCGGCAAGAGUAUUGCCCAGCUGUCGGCUGUCGCAUAUCAAGACGAACUGGAGCUCAUGGAGCACGCAGGAAAGAUCCUACUCAAGAUCGCGGCAGACGCGAAGACAGCUGGAACUGAUUGAAAAGCCUCCUUCGGAGCUCUUCGGACGCAGCUUGUCCCUCGACGAUUCUCCUAACCAUCUUGUGGAUUCUGGGGAGAGGACAAGGACAAGAUUGCAUUAUUAUUUUAAUUAUGUCAACCCGAUUGAGAUCCAGAGAUAAGUUAUGGCUUCCCAUCUUAGACCACAACUCAGCUCUUUAUCUGCAUAAAAGAAACACCACCCGCCAGAUUAAAUUCACUUAAAUUCCAUCAUUUGUAUUAGGUCAAUGAAACUGCAUACAUAACAAGCUUAGACAUUUCCUCGAAUA
Bolinopsis microptera is the source of this 1398-nucleotide messenger RNA. RefSeq lists its product as uncharacterized. The record is from RefSeq and is a predicted model, not a curated record. The transcript has 11 exons. Bases 51 to 1112 code for a protein of 353 amino acids. NCBI's taxonomy places the organism in Eukaryota, Metazoa, Ctenophora, Tentaculata, Lobata, Bolinopsidae.